Schistocerca gregaria is the source of this 3162-nucleotide messenger RNA. Its product is annotated as nose resistant to fluoxetine protein 6-like. The transcript is spliced from 14 exons. Bases 136 to 2424 code for a protein of 762 amino acids. NCBI's taxonomy places the organism in Eukaryota, Metazoa, Arthropoda, Insecta, Orthoptera, Acrididae. The record is from RefSeq and is a predicted model, not a curated record. Gene Ontology annotation, molecular function: acyltransferase activity, transferring groups other than amino-acyl groups.
GGCGGCAGCCUGCGAGCAGUGCUCAUCUGGACGCGGCGCCAUGCUGGCCGCGCCUCGCGACUUCCCCCCACAGCCGAACGCGCGAGCUCUACUGCAUUGCCCGAGACGGCGAGAAGCGCGAUACAGGGCCCACGAAUGCUUGCGGCUGUAGUAGCGGUGGCAGCCGCCUGGAGCGCUUUGGUGCACGCCGGGCCCUGCUGGAACCUGACCCACCCAGAAUGCUGGUUCUCGGGUCGGGCGCUCCUGCACGGCGGCCCCUCGCAGCUGGGCGACUUCCACGGCUGCGUGGACAGGCUGCGCCAGCAGUACUGUCUCCUCUCCCUGCGCCUCGCUCCAGCCGUCGACUCCCGAGAACAGCCCUCCCAGCUCUGGCUCAGUAUCCAGGAGGCGGCGGCGGCGCGGACGCGCUUCCGGCGGGACCUGCUGGAGCGCGGGCUGUGCGUGCCUGCGGGGGCGGCGGCGCAGCAGGUGGCGGAGGGCGUGCAGAGCGCGCUGUCGGAGGCGGCCAGCGCCGAGGGCGUCACUGCCUCCGUGGAGGCUGCGGAGGGCGCCUGCCAGACGGCCGGCGUCGGCGCCUUCCAGUGGGACACCGCGGACGUCGCCGUCGGGGGUGUCGCAGUCUUCCUGCUGGCUCUAAUGGUGGUGGCCACAGCGACCGAAGGACUGCUCCGUCUGAAGAACAGCACUGCCAAAUCUAAAGGCCUGCGGACGUUGCUGUGCUUCUCGGUGAUCUCCAACUGGCGGCGGCUGGCGCAGCCCCCGCGCAAACACCUCAACCUGCGCUACGUGCAGGGCGCGCGCUUCCUCACCAUGACCAUCAUCAUCCUGGGACACCGCAUCGUGCUGCUCGAGGCCGCGCCCAUCCUCAACCCGGAGUUCAUCGAAAAGUCUUACGGCCGGAUAGACUGGACGACGAUAUUCAACGGGCACCUUGUGGUGAACACGUACUUCGUCAUCAGCGGAUUCCUGCUCAGCUACUUGUUCCUCCAGGAAGUGGCCAGCAGGCGGAAGUUCCGCGUCUCCUACAUCUGGUGGGCCUGUCUCUACCGAUACCUCAGGCUGACGCCGUCGUACGCGGCGACUGUGGCGGUGGCGUCGACGCUGGCCCCGCACGCGGGCCGCGGCCCGCUGUGGGCGCGGCUGCUGGGCUGGGACAGGCGCUCCUGCCGCAGCCACUGGUGGGCCAACAUGCUCUACGUCAACAACUACGUGCACGCCGACGACACGUGCCUGCUGCACACGUGGUACCUGGCGACGGACACGCAGCUGUUCGCGGUGUUCCUGGUGGUGCUGGCGGCGGUGUGGCGCUGGCCACGGGCCGCCCCCCACCUGCUGGCCGCCUGUGCCGCCCUCUCCUGCCUCGUGCCGGCGCUCGCUGCCUACUUCCUCCAGCUGGACCCCACGCUGCUCAGUCUGCCAGAGACACUGCGCAGGCUGAGCUACGACGAGACAUUCCUGCAGUCCUACGUUCCGGCGCAUAUGAGCGCAUCGCCAUACGUCGCGGGCGUCAUUGCUGGCUACGUGCUGCAUCGCCGGGAGACCCAAGCACCUGGCAAGCGUCUGCCGAAGUGGGCUGUGGCGCUGUGCUGGGUGGUGCCGCUGACUCUGCCGAUGGCGACGCUGGUGUCGCCGUACCCCUUCUACCAGGACGACUGGCUGGACAGCCCCACGAUCGCCGCUGUCUACCAGGCCUUCUUCCGGCUCACCUACGGCGUCGGCAUCGCCCUCGUCUUCUUCGCCUCUGCGUCGGGCGUCGGCUGGUUCGCGUCGUCAGCGCUGUCUUGGCGGCCCUUCCAGCCGCUGGGCAGACUCACGUACAGCGCCUACCUGGUGCACUACACGAUGCAGAAGUGCAAGUUCGGCCUCCAGUUCCACGAGGAGUACGUGGCUGAGUCGCGCGUGAUAUCGCAUUGGUUCUCUGACAUAAUGGAGGCCUACUUCUGUGCUCUGGUGCUCUGUCUCAUGGUGGAGCUGCCAACCUCAGCACUGUGCAACGUGCUCCUGCCACAGGGCGCAAGAAGAGAGGGUCAAGAAGCUCCCUCAUGGAAGGGGGACGCUAUAAAUGGAGUGAAAGUGUCUAAGAACGCAGUUGUUGGCAGUGGGAUAUCACUCGCGCCGUCAGUCGACCUAAACAUGUCAGCAACGACCGCUUCCGCCAGCACCAACGGGUCAGUGACCACUCUGUCGAUGGAUGGCAGAGCUCCAGCGGGCAAAUUGUCUACUGUAGUCAACGGAUCGCACCGCUCACCACCCGCCACAAUGAACGGAUUGGCAGCGACGCAGUCUGUGGACAGCACCAGCGGAUCGCCUGCAGAUGUCAGCGAGCUCGUUACUACACCAACCAGCGAGAUCUACGGAGCAGCUGUGUGGCGGCUCACGGCGCCGGAUGUCCCCGCAACUACCAUCGAAACGUGUCACCUUUAGUGGCGACCCCACUCCGUAACUCUGUCUGCCCCUUUGGAGGCAGGAGACGACGUGGACCAGUUUGUCAACAGUUGACAGUACACAGAUACGGUGCGAAACAAGUCACUGUGUCAGCAUUGCGCUGGUAUACGAUGUUGUGUCACAUCAGCGUUACCUCCCAAAGAUUAUGCGAGGCAAAAGUGGCCGCAUGUGAUAGUACCGACGUUCAGACAACUGUGAAUAAUAUCAUUCUUUAGCAGCUCAUGAGCCUGUAGGCCGAGUCGAUGUAAGUAUUCCAUUGUGAAUGACAGAACAGGAGGACAGUGGAAAGCCGUCAUAGAUGUUCAUAACGGAUCAUAAGAUCCUACCUUGAUGCAGACAAACAAAAAACAUCUGUGUAACAGUGUAAAGUAUCAUAUGCAUUCCAUUAUGCUUCACAAUGGAUGCGUGUGUUGUAUAUUCGAAUGAAUGUGCCGAGAACGAUCAAGUUUCCUCUGGUUAGUUCUGUUAACCUAUAGAUUGUCGUACAUAUCUAUAUGUUACAUGAUAUUACUGAAACACUUUUUUUAACCAAAAAGCGCUCAUGUACGAGUAUAACAUGCAUAUUCUUACCUAGUCACUUCUACGUUACUCAUAGUUCAUAUGUCUGUCUUAUUUAACAGAUCUGUUAGAAAUAAGGCAUUAUUUUAAUAAUACGACAACAAAUAUUGUACAUACAUGAAGUAUUUAUCAGAAUAAAUGGUGAAUUUUUACGAAAAA